Molecule: messenger RNA, 4496 nt
Organism: Sphaerodactylus townsendi
Lineage: Eukaryota; Metazoa; Chordata; Lepidosauria; Squamata; Sphaerodactylidae
Gene: MTMR2
Product: myotubularin related protein 2
Exons: 15
Coding region: 210-2156 (648 amino acids)
Biological process (GO): dephosphorylation
Molecular function (GO): phosphatidylinositol-3,5-bisphosphate 3-phosphatase activity
Source: RefSeq, a predicted model, not a curated record
UCGAGCGAGGGAUGCAGCGGCAGAAGGGGGUGGCAGGAGGUUGGCGCAUCAGCCGCCGCCUCAGCCGGCCUCCACUUGCGCGCUGCACUCUGGGCUAACAUGGCAGCUUCCUGUCCCCCUCUCGGCUUCCCUCUGCCCUGACCCCCCGCCCCGCGGUCGGCCGUGGGGGCUUCUCUCCGGGCUGGGGGGGCUGCGGGUUGGAGCUCGCCAUGGAGAAGAGCUCCAGCUGCGAGAGGCUCAGCCCCCAGCAGGCUGCCGCCCCCGCCGCCACCCGCCAGCCGAGCAUGGAUUCCCUCUCCAGCUGCGCGUCCACCUCUCAUUCAGACCAGUCAGCACAGACAAAAUCUGCUUCUGUUGUCUCGUCAGACUCUAUCUCCACCUCCACAGAGAACUACUCUCCAGAUUUAAGGGUCCUCAGAGAAUCUAAUAAAUUGGCUGAAAUGGAGGAGCCCCCUUUGUUACCUGGAGAAACCAUUAAGGACAUGGCAAAAGAUGUUACUCAUAUCUGCCCAUUUACCGGAGCUAUUAGAGGAACUUUGACAGUUACAAAUUACAGACUGUACUUUAAAAGCAUGGAAAGGGUUCCUCCUUUUGUUCUCGAUGCCCCUCUAGGAGUGAUCAACCGUGUCGAGAAAAUUGGAGGGGCUUCUAGCCGCGGUGAAAAUUCAUACGGGCUUGAGAUCGUCUGCAAGGAUAUUCGGAACCUGCGGUUUGCACAUCGCCCUGAGGGCCGCACGAGAAGGUCUAUAUUUGAAAACUUAAUGAAAUACGCCUUUCCAGUAUCAAACCACUUGUCCCUUUUUGCAUUUGAAUACAAAGAAGUUUUCCCAGAAAACGGCUGGAAGGUUUACGAUCCUGUUCUGGAAUACAGAAGACAGGGUAUUCCUAAUGAAAGUUGGAGACUGACCAAGGCGAAUGAGCGUUACGAGCUUUGCGAUACCUAUCCUGCUCUUUUAGCUGUUCCCGCCAAUAUUCCUGACGAGGAACUGAAGCGAGUGGCGACAUUCCGAUCUAGGGGUCGCAUACCUGUUUUGUCCUGGAUUCACCCGGAAAGCCAAGCCACAAUCACCCGCUGCAGCCAGCCAAUGGUUGGCGUGAGCGGCAAGAGAAGCAAGGAGGACGAAAAGUACUUGCAGGCGAUCAUGGACUCCAACGCCCAGUCGCACAAGAUCUUCAUCUUCGACGCCAGGCCGAGCGUGAAUGCCGUAGCUAAUAAGGCCAAAGGAGGAGGUUAUGAAAGUGAAGAUGCCUAUCAGAAUGCAGAGUUGGUGUUUCUGGACAUCCACAAUAUCCACGUGAUGAGAGAGUCACUGAGGAAACUCAAGGAGAUUGUAUAUCCUACCAUAGAAGAGUCACACUGGCUGUCAAAUUUGGAAUCCACUCAUUGGCUAGAACAUAUCAAGCUCAUUCUUGCGGGUGCUCUUCGGAUCGCUGACAAAGUGGAAUCCGGGAAGACCUCGGUGGUGGUCCAUUGUAGCGACGGCUGGGACCGAACUGCUCAGCUCACCUCUCUGGCUGUGCUCAUGUUGGACGGCUACUACCGGACAAUACGAGGUUUCGAAGUCCUGGUGGAAAAGGAAUGGCUGAGUUUUGGGCACAGAUUCCAGCUGAGGCUGGGUCACGGAGACAAGAAUCAUGCGGACGCAGACCGCUCUCCUGUUUUUCUCCAGUUUAUCGACAGUGUCUGGCAGAUGACAAGACAGUUUCCCACAGCGUUUGAAUUCAACGAGUGCUUUCUGAUCACCAUCUUGGACCACCUCUACAGCUGUUUGUUUGGGACAUUCCUGUGCAAUAGCGAGCAGCAGAGGGUGAAAGAGGGCAUGCCAAACAAGACAGUGUCGCUGUGGUCCUACAUUAACAGCCAGCUCGAAGACUUCACCAACCCUCUCUAUGCCGGCUACACCAACCAUGUCUUGUAUCCUGUGGCAAGCAUGCGCCACCUAGAGCUUUGGGUGGGCUACUACAUCCGGUGGAAUCCACGGAUGAAACCACAGGAGCCGGUGCACAAUCGUUACAAAGAACUCCUGGCGAAGCGGACGGAGCUCCAAAAGAAGGUGGAAGAGCUCCAGCGGGAAAUCACCAACCGGUCCACCUCAUCCUCCGAGAGAGCAGGCUCUCCCGCCCAGUGCAUCACUCCGGUCCAGACUGUUGUGUAACAGACUCUUUGAUUCGGAACUCUGCAGGUCCCGUCUCCACAAGAGGCAGUUUCUAUUUCAGAGAAGAGGAAGAUGAAAGCGGAAAUCUCUGAAGCCGGAAGGCAGCGUCUCAGAGUCAAACACGGCUUAUUUAUUAUGCUACACCCCUCUAGAGAGCUUUUAUUAGUAUUGUAGCGCUGUAGGAAAUGAAAGAUUUUCCCUUUCUUUUUUAAAAAAGGCCUCUUAUAAUGACCCCCUGAGGCAGGUAAUUUUUAAAAGGAAGCAGUCUUGCCUGAUUCCCGAGACAAAACAAAAAGUGUUCAGAGGUCAAUCUGGUGUUGAAUUAAGCUGCAAGCCUUCGUGCCAAUGUCAGGCAAACAGACCUGGAGACAAAACACCCGGUGGGGAAAUCUGGGUCUGCUCCUAUCCCUACUGCCGCUUCCCAAUGAGCAACUCCCCAAAACUAUCGUACGUGGGUUGCAACAUGCAGCUAUCUGAAAUCUACAGGGAGGAAGCAGUUAAGAAUUCUUGGUGAUCAGAUGUAAGCACUUAAACAGCCCUACGGAGUCUUUUGGAUUCAGAGCCUUUGCCAAUGGAAAGAACAGCUUCCAAAGAGGAGAGAUCAAGACUGUCCGUUUUGGCAUGUUAAGUGCUUAAGAGAGUCAGGCCAACUCCGGCAUCAACAGUCCAGCAAUGCCUUGUGCCCCCCAAAACCACCAUUGGCGUUGGUGCAAUUGACACCAGCACGCUAGAUGAGAAACGAGCACGGCACCAGCUUCAUAUCAGCACGGGGCCUGUUCCAUAUCAAGACGCUGCUAAGUGCUGUGUGUGCGUUGCCUCCAUCUCUGAUGAGGGAUUGCACCUGAAGCAAACCGCGGAGGGCAGCGGGUUUUUUAUAGGGAAGGACAAGAAUGCACCCGACUUGCGUGCUUAGGAGGACUAGCGAGAUCCGGGUACUUUGCUUACUGGCACGGCAAAGGAGACUCUUUUCCCGCUUGGGCUGCAGUAGAGUUAUUGCAAGUGUUAAAGUGAUGAGGAUGAUUAUCUGGUGGUCUCUGUGUUCGUGCAGCUGACCAUGUUCUGCCACUGACAAAAAUGGGUAAUUUAAUAGCAGACAUCUGAUUAUGGGAAAAAGCAAGGUACUGGCAUUGUCAUUUUCCCUUUCUUUUCGCGAUUAGCGUGUAGGUAGCGGGUAACGCCACAUCGGUACGACUUAUCAGUAUCACCAAGCCAGAACUAGAAUCUGGCGGCACAGGAGCUGGGCUUUUCAUUCUGCCCUUAUUUCUCCCUGCAAUCUUUUCAGUUCUGCCUUCUAUUUUCCAUUGAAGCAGUUGGCAGAGCGGCUCAAAGCCUGUGGAGACGCAUGAAAUGGGGAUGUUUGGAGGCGGGGAUUACCUUUUUUGGGGGGGGGGGGCUAAAUAGAUAAUUAUGGUGGAAGAGGUUGAGAGCGAUAACUUUGAACUCAAGGGCCUUUCUGCAUGGAUAGGAAACGUAUUAAAGUUGUACUGUGUCGUAGUAGCCAGUGGGUGGCGUAAUUUUGCUUUCUGAACAUUCUGAUAGCUAACGUUUGGGUCUGGAAAACUUUGCCGUGGCUUUGAAAAGAAGUGUUUUGUAUGUUGGGUGAGCACAUGUCUUUGAUUGGCAUCAGUGGUAAAGUGGAUACCUGUUUCAUUUUGACCAACGUGCACAUUUUGAGGUUCUUUCCAGUUGUGCCAAAGUAGUUUCUGAGGACCGCUGGGGUUGCACGGAAACUGAUGGUGGCAUCCCAUCACCAGUAAGAUGAGUCAAAGGGAUUUUUUUUUGCAAGUUUUAAGAGGAGCUAAGUCUAUUCUACCUCUCCAGAAAAUCGCUAGAAAGAGGCUUAACCCCCUGUUCCCCCACUAGGCUCCCAAAGACACCCUUUUAUUUCUAACCCCCUCCCCACAUAAAGAGACUGAUAACCAUUAAUUAAACAGGGGGGAAAUGCUUCACCGAAGACCACUGUUGCAGUGAUAACACUCUAUCCUCCAGAGGAAUUUCACUGGGCAUCAGAUGCAUUUUUCUCCAUACAGAGCUGGCCUCGCAUCAUAGAGAUGUGCACUUUUGCUACUAUCCCUAGAAGAGACAUAUCCCCCUGUGGAUGAUACUAGUAGUCAUUGGGCCCGUCAUGGCUUUGGGUGGGCCUUUAUCUCCAGAGCAUUUUCCAGGAACUCUCCUUUCCACUCUUUCUCUUGCCAAUCCAGGGUCUGACACUAAAGAAGAAGAAGAGUUUGGAUUUAUACCCCACCUUUCUCUCCUGUAAGGAGACUCAAGGUGGCUGACAAACUCCUUUCCCCACAACUUAGUGAAUACCUGGUAGAGGCAAGGUGGGGCUUCAGAGAG